Sinocyclocheilus anshuiensis is the source of this 423-nucleotide messenger RNA. Its product is annotated as SH3 and multiple ankyrin repeat domains protein 1-like. The transcript is spliced from 3 exons. The coding region runs from base 53 to 349 and encodes 98 amino acids. The record is from RefSeq and is a predicted model, not a curated record. NCBI's taxonomy places the organism in Eukaryota, Metazoa, Chordata, Actinopteri, Cypriniformes, Cyprinidae.
UGGUUACAACCAAGCCCAGUUUUCAUCAGGCCAUUCAACUCAGCGUGCUAUCAUGAUGCGUCAGAAAUCCAUGGGAGGGACCGAGGAGGAGAGGGUACAUCUCCAUCCUCCUACUAUGAAGCUGUCUCGUAGUCUUUCUGUGCCUGGACCAGAGGACAUCCCUCCUCCACCCGACACCUCAGCGCCUGAGCCUCCCCUGUCUGCCGGUGGCCACACAGACAGGAGAGCAGCACCAACACAUUUUUAUGCUGUUCCUCCUCUGCCUCCAUCACACCACCUGCCUCAUAGCCAGACACAGCACAGGGUCCCGCCCAACCGCAGGAUAAUUUUUAGUCCAGUGAUCCAGUAAGCGAAUGCAUUUAAACAAUCAGUCCAACUCCAAAACAGUGCUUGUAAAGAAAACCAGGCUGAUUACAUCAGAGA